Messenger RNA from Galdieria sulphuraria, 441 nucleotides. RefSeq lists its product as uncharacterized. The record is from RefSeq and is a predicted model, not a curated record. The coding region runs from base 30 to 266 and encodes 78 amino acids. The transcript has a single exon. Lineage: Eukaryota; Rhodophyta; Bangiophyceae; Galdieriales; Galdieriaceae.
CUAUUUAAUACCGAUUGCUUCACGAUUGUAUGGAUUUAUUGGAAGAAUUUACCCAAGUAGACUUGGCAGACGAAGUACCAACGAGUACUAGUAUUCUUUCAUCUAAAUACACAGAGGACAAUCUAGUUGAUAGUUUGCUUGACAAGAAUCAUAACGAGAGAAAAUCCCCACAUUCUUUCCCUGAUAGUUGUAAAUUACUUUCAAUAUUACCUAGGUCGAUCGAAACUCGUUUGAAUCCAUUGUUUCCAGAAUUGACCCAACAUUGAAUCAUAUUGGUAUACUGUAAAAUGAAGAUUUCGUCGUUUCCGUUGGGUCUCAUUCUGCAUAAUAUAUUGAGCACCAAUAUACACACUUUUUACUGAUUUUUCUGCUAAUGGGAAACGUGGGCAAUUUGGAAAGAGUGGCCGAUUGUAAAUAGGCCCGCGCAAUUUUGAUUUGAAA